AUGCAAAUCAAUAUUACCUACCCAGAGAUCUUUGCUGUUGAACACAUUUUAUUCUAUUCUAAACAUCAAUGGAUGAAAAUGUAUCCAAAUUUAUCUAUAAAUUGUACAAACCAAUUUAAGAGUACAUCCAUCUAUUUAUUGAAUACCAGUAAUGCACUAACAAAAUGUGAAUCAAUUAGUGAUCAAUUUUCAUGUUCAUGGUCACAAACGAUGCAAUUCAAUCAAUCUCAAUGGUGGUAUUUUAUAUUAGGUCGAUGUCAAACAACUAACAUUACUGGAUUAUAUGCUAUAUAUACAUUUAAAUUUUUCAAUGGUCAUACAUUUUUUACAAAACAAUUUUCUGCUGAGGAACUUGGCUUAUUGGAAUUAUUUAUUAUUGGAAGUUGUGUCUAUACACUAUUCGUUUUCAUAAUAAUUUUAUUUGCUUAUUUUUUGUGUAAAUCAUCGAUGUUUCAUGUUAUAUUUAAAUUAUUUAUAAUAUCAGUGGUCUCUGAAUAUUUAUAUGUUUUAUUUAACGUUUUUGCUUAUCUACAUUUGGCUAUCACGGGAAUCGACAGAGAACAUCUUAAAACUACUGGAUGCGUAUGGGAUGCUAUUGCUCAAAUCACAUUUUUAUUAAUUCUUAUUUUAUGUGCUAAAAGAUAUACAAUAACACAAGCACGUCUAAGCAAUGCAUCAAUGAUGAAGUUAUUCGUGUUUUUUCUUGCUUAUACAAAUUGUUAUAUGGGAAUGUUUGUCAUUCCAAUUAUGUUCAUUGUACGUCCAUCGAAAGUCAAUGUCAAUUUUCCUUUUCAUGCGAAAACAAAUCAGAUAUGUGCAACAGACAUCAAAGAGCAAGGUAUCUUUGCGGCGAAACAAGGACGAAUAUUUUUAAACCGUCAAGAGCCAGAAUUAACGAACUUAUUUUGUAUUGAUAAACCAUCAAAUUAUAAUCAGGGGUUAAUGAUCACCACAGUUACAAAUGAAAAUUCAAGCUCGAACGUUCAAGUACGUUUAGAACCUCGCCGAUACGAAAUUUGUCCGACUACCCAAAAAAGCGAACAAUUGGAUCGAAAAAUUAUAAAACAACCACAACAACAAUUUUUGAAAACUGAACAAACAGAUGCAGUAAUACCAUUUGUAAAUCGACCCCCGCGACGAUUAACACCUCUUUCUACCGUAAAUGAUGUCUCUUAA
Molecule: messenger RNA, 1176 nt
Organism: Didymodactylos carnosus
Lineage: Eukaryota; Metazoa; Rotifera; Eurotatoria; Philodinida; Philodinidae
Source: the annotation of a GenBank genome assembly